Molecule: messenger RNA, 2570 nt
Organism: Nomia melanderi (Alkali bee)
Lineage: Eukaryota; Metazoa; Arthropoda; Insecta; Hymenoptera; Halictidae
Gene: vas
Product: ATP-dependent RNA helicase vasa
Molecular function (GO): ATP binding; RNA helicase activity; nucleic acid binding
Source: RefSeq, a predicted model, not a curated record
CAGCAUACUUUCAAGUUGGCUAGUCUGCGAGUCUUUGUUCGCAGUAACGACGGUUAAAUUCGUCAGCAUUUCUCGGCAGACGGUUAACCGGUCUCAUUCGGCUUUGGACAAUAAACGAAGGGCAGAAUUCAACGUGUUACUUUCUCUGACCGGAUCGACGUGACUUCUUCGUUUAUAAAUUUUCAUUAACAAUCAAAACAUUAUAAUGGCUGACGAGUGGGGUCAAGAUAACGUUCAGUAUUCCUCUGCAGAUACACAGAAUUUUGACGAUGAUGGACGCAGCUUUGGAAAAGGUCGUGGAUUUAUAGGUCGAAAUAACAAUAAUGACGAAUGGGGGCCAGGAAACAAACAUUACAAUGAUGGAUAUACCAACAAUGAUGGCUAUAAUAAUGAUAAUAAUUGGCCAUCUAAUGAUGAUAGUGACAAUUUUGGAGGAGGAGGCAGAGGUGGUGGUAGAGGUGGAGGUAGAGGAGGUAGAGGAAGUCGAGGAGGCAGAAGAGGAGGAAGAGGUGAUUCCAGUGAUGGUGGCAGAGGAGGAGGUUUUAGAGGAAGAGGUGGCAGAGGAGGAGGAGGAGGAGGAGGAGGAGGAGGAUUUAGAGGUGAAAACAGUGACAACUAUGGGAAUGAUGAUUAUAGAUCUAGGGGAAAGUUUAAUGGAGAUGAUAACAAUGAUAGUGAAGAAUCACGGAAACCUCGAGAAUUAUACAUUCCACCAGAAUUGUCUUCCGAUGAAAAAUCUUUGUUUGGAAAUGGAGUUGCAAUGGGAAUUAACUUCGACAAAUAUGACCACAUUGAAGUUAAAGUAAGUGGAGAAAAUCCACCUGCUCCGAUAGACAAUUUCGAAACAGUUGGCCUUAGAAACAUAAUAAUAGACAAUAUCAGAAAAUCAGGAUAUACAAGACCAACUCCAGUACAAAAACAUGCUUUACCGAUCAUAAUGGAAGGUCGUGAUUUGAUGGCUUGUGCACAAACAGGUUCAGGAAAGACCGCUGCAUUUGCAAUUCCUAUUAUCCAUACUUUAUUGGAGAAACCAACAGACCUAAUUGUAUCUUCGUUUCAUUGUGAACCCCAAGUCGUUGUCGUAUCACCUACUCGUGAGCUUACUAUACAAAUUGGGCAACAAAUUGUUAAGUUUGCACUAAAUUCAAUCUUGAAAACUGUUGUUGCAUAUGGUGGAACAUCUGUACACCAUCAAGGAGGAAAACUUUCUGCAGGUUGUCACAUACUUGUGGCGACCCCUGGGAGAUUAUUAGACUUUUUAGACAGAGGAAGAAUUAAAUUUUCUUCUGUCAGGUUCCUUGUAUUGGAUGAAGCUGAUCGUAUGCUGGACAUGGGAUUUUUACCGAACAUCGAAAGAAUUGUAGACCAUGAAACAAUGGUUCCUCUACAAGAGAGACAAACAUUAAUGUUUUCUGCUACUUUCCCAGAUGAAGUUCAACAUCUGGCAAAGAGAUUUUUAAACAAUUAUUUAUUCCUUGCAGUUGGUAUUGUAGGUGGAGCAUGUUCAGAUGUUGAACAAAACUUCUAUGAAGUUGAAAAAAGGAAAAAGAAAGAUAUGUUAGGAGAAGUUUUACAAAGAGAAAAUGAUGCAGGUACAUUAAAAGGUACCUUAAUAUUUGUGGAGAUGAAAAAGAGAGCUGAUUUUAUAGCAGUGUUUUUAUCUGAAAAUAAUUACCCGACUACCAGUAUUCACGGCGACAGAUUACAAAGACAAAGGGAAGAGGCAUUGGCUGAUUUCAAAAGUGGAAGGAUGUCUAUUUUAGUAGCUACAGCAGUCGCUGCUAGGGGUUUAGACAUUAAAAACGUGUCUCAUGUCAUUAAUUACGAUUUACCAAAAAGUAUUGAUGAAUACGUUCAUCGAAUCGGUAGAACUGGUCGUGUAGGGAAUCGUGGAAGAGCGACUUCAUUCUUCGACCCUGAAGAUGACGAGCCUUUGAGAGGUGAUCUUGUAAGAAUAUUGAAACAGGCAAGUCAAUCUAUUCCAGAUUGGUUAAUAUCCGGAAACUCAAGACGAAACUUUAUGCCUGGGAAAGGAAACCAAUUUGGAGGAGAAGAUAUCAGAGGGUUUGAACCAGAAGGUGAACAAUAUGGAGAAGAAGCAUAUACAAAUUCUGCAAUGAGCGAAGUAGAAGAAGCGUGGUAGAAAAGCUGUUCUUUUACCUGAGUAUUUCUGUUGUACUUGCAUAAAAAAGGUACUACAUGUUUUUUCAUUCAUUUUCGACAUCAGAGGUACAAAAUUACUAUAUUACUCUUAUGCUCACAUCUACAGAAAUGGAUAUUUAUGUAUUAUAGUAAUAUGUUUCAGUUAAUUUUCGUUUCCAUUCUUAUUUGUUUCACCAAUGAGUGAUGUAUUUAAAGUGAAACAUAAACUGUACCUUGUACCUCCUUAGAAGUAGGUUAAGUACAAAAUAACGGGAUAAUGUUACCUUUGUUGAUACGGCGGGUUUAAUUUUAAGAAAUAUUAUAUAAUUUACGAAAACUCAUUUAUCUACAUCUGUCGAUGUAGUUCGUUAUAGUACUUCUCCGUCGAUCGUACAAAUGUUAGUUUUUAAGAACAAAUUAUAAGAAGA